AUGUUUAAAUUAGUCGCAAGAUCUACAAGUUCAAUCACAGCAAGAAGCGCUUCUACUCAAAGAUUAGCAUUGGUCCAGUCGGUAUGCAGCGUUAGAAAUAUCAAUACAAGCCAUAGGAAACCAAAUCAAGACGCGGAAGAGGCUAAAGAGCAGAAACUAUUCGAUAAGAACAAAAAGAGAUUGGAUAAGAUGGAACACGAUAAAACGUACCAGGAGGUCAAGCAACCUGAUUGUGAUGUCUUGAGAAAGAGAGGUGAUGAUGCCAGGAUUGAACAGAACAGGCCAGAUGACGGGAACUAUUAG
Messenger RNA from Naumovozyma castellii, 303 nucleotides. RefSeq names its product Fmp16p (gene FMP16). The transcript has a single exon. NCBI's taxonomy places the organism in Eukaryota, Fungi, Ascomycota, Saccharomycetes, Saccharomycetales, Saccharomycetaceae. The coding region runs from base 1 to 303 and encodes 100 amino acids. The record is from RefSeq and is a predicted model, not a curated record.